This is a messenger RNA of Diachasmimorpha longicaudata, 7003 nucleotides long. It is a transcript of the gene Mdr49, whose product is annotated as multidrug resistance protein homolog 49. Gene Ontology annotation, biological process: transmembrane transport. Gene Ontology annotation, cellular component: membrane. Lineage: Eukaryota; Metazoa; Arthropoda; Insecta; Hymenoptera; Braconidae. The record is from RefSeq and is a predicted model, not a curated record. The transcript has 17 exons. Bases 1106 to 5140 code for a protein of 1344 amino acids. Gene Ontology annotation, molecular function: ABC-type transporter activity; ATP hydrolysis activity; ATP binding.
ACGGGGGACCAGUGUAAAUCGGCCUUCUGUCGGUGAUACAUCGGCAAGAACCAGGUGGUAUUGUCAACUCAGUGAGCCAAAGUAUUACAACCGUAAACACAAGACUUCUGUCUUUUCAUUUUGUUGUGGGCAACAACGACUGGAGAAAAGAAUUGGAGUAAAAUAUCUAGGCUAUCGUUGAUACUGAGGUUAGGCACAAAGGGGAGAGAUUGAUAAAAAAAAUCGAAAAAUACAAUAAAGAAGUUGCUGAUUUCCUUGAGUUUUUCCGCUCUGCCCCUCGGCCAUUCAUUUUUCUCUUUGCUGACGGCAAAGGACAGUUUCAUUCGGCAGAGCGUACGAUAUAAUCGAUAUCGUUCUGCCACUCCAUCGGAAAAAAAAGAGAUCUUGAGACCUAAUUUGUGCAUGGCUACCGUAAUUGUUGGCUAGCUGGCCAACGACAUUUCAGAGAGCCAGGAACUAUCCAGGAGCUUGUAAUCGAUGAGUGCUAGAUUGACAGGAGGUCAUAUGGUGAAGCAGAGGCGGUUUAUCGGCAACACAAACAACAAAAUGAUAAAUAUCAGAGAAAAGUCAUUACGUAACAUUUAAAUAUUCGGAGAAUACACUUUAUAGUUCAAUGAAAGAAGGAUUUUUAAGGCUAACGCUCAGUAAAGCUGCGACGGAUCUGUCCAUUGAAAGAGGCUGAAGAAAGCUCUUAAUGGAUUCCAUGAAUUGAUCCAUUGUGAUUGAACCGUGAUUGAUGUUUUCAUUUACCAAAUGCCCUCUUUAUUACAACAGAAGGAUUUUUUUUAGGUACAUGAGACUGGAUUAUUGGAGAAUUGAGUAUCAACAUUGAUUUAUAAGGUUAAUGGAAAACCAAAGGAUUUAUCGUGAUAUAUUACUGUAAAUAUAUUUUCUACGUAUUUGAGAGCAGCGAUUAGUGAGAGAUAAAAGAGGUGCCCAGUCAAUUAUUCAGUGGAUGAUAAAUAAUUAUUGGAUUUACUCAAAGUAUUGGAUACGAUUAGACGGCCAUCAGUCGUUAAACAAAAUAAUUUCAUUUAUUUUUCAUCAAAUUGUGUGCCGUCGCGGCAGAGUUUUCCCACAAUGAGUUGUUAACUGAGAAUGCGCGAUGACGCAGCGGAUUUAUCAGUGGUCAACGAGCCCUCGCGAGGCCGUACCUCAGGGUAUCCAAAUGGAGCCCCCGAGAAUAAACUCCAAUCACCGAGGAAAAAUCCUCUCGAGGUACACAGAGCAAGACAAGGCGAAGGAUGAGUGGGAAGCCGAUUACAUGCUAAAGGAUAAUGAAGAACCCAUUGAGUUUGUCCCACCGCAAACAAAGGAGGAGGAAAAGCCAGCACCAACACCAUCUCUUCCACCCGUGCCUUAUUACAAACUCUUCCGAUUUGCGACAUUCGGUGAGUUGAUGUACGUACUUGCGGGCCUGUUCAUGGGGACCUUGACAGGCCUCUGUAUUCCGGUAUCGACGAUACAGUACGGUGAAUUCACUACUCUGUUGGUGGAUAGAAAUACCAUAAACCAAACCAGCACACCCACACUCAUCAUGGCUUGGUUUGGCGGUGGCGCAGUCCUAGGACCUAACGCUACUGAGGAAGAGCGAAUGGAUGCUCUGUAUGACGACUCGGUGGCAUUUGGCGUGUCAUGUGCAGCCUUAUCAACACUGCAAUUCUUCUUCGCUAUAUUUACAGUGGACUUCCUCAACGUAGCGGCCUUCAGACAAAUUGCCAGAGUCCGUAGAAUGUUCUUGAGAGCUGUAUUGCGACAGGAUAUGUCUUGGUACGAUACGAAUACAUCCACCAACUUUGCCAGCAGGAUAACAGAGGAUUUAGACAAAAUGAAGGAAGGAAUUGCCGAGAAACUUGGAAUUUUCACAUACCUCCUGGUAUCCUUCAUAUCAUCUAUCAUCAUAUCCUUUAUCUACGGCUGGAAACUCACUCUAGUGGUUUUGAGUUGUGCCCCAAUAAUCGUUAUUGCCACUGCAAUUGUGGCCAAAGUUCAGAGUUCCCUGACUGCCCGUGAAUUGAGUGCUUACGGUCAGGCCGGAAGUGUUGCUGAAGAGGUGCUCGGUGCAAUAAGAACAGUUGUGGCAUUUGGGGGUGAAAAAGUUGAAGUUGCCAGAUACACGAAGAAACUUGAGCCGGCUGAGAGUACAGGAAUUAAGCGUGGAUUGUGGUCUGGUGUUGGUGGUGGUGUCAUGUGGUUUAUCAUCUACAUGAGCUAUGCCCUUGCAUUCUGGUACGGUGUACAAUUGAUUCUCGAGGACAAGCCUAAAGAUGAUAAAGAGUAUACACCAGCUGUUCUUGUGAUUGUUUUUUUCGGUGUACUCGCUGGUGCACAAAAUAUGGGCCUCACAUCACCACAUCUUGAGGCAUUUGCUGUUGCACGUGGUUCAGCAGCUGCUGUAUUUCAAGUUUUAGAUCGUGUCCCCACCAUUGACAGUCUCAGCAGUGAAGGUCUCAUGUUGAAGAGUGUUAAUGGAGAGAUUGAAUUUAAGGAUGUUCACUUCCGUUAUCCGGCGAGGAAGGACGUCAAAGUCCUCCAGGGAUUGAAUUUGAAGAUCAAACAUGGGGAGACUGUGGCAUUGGUGGGCGGCUCUGGUUGCGGUAAAUCUACCUGUUUGCAGCUGAUUCAGCGACUCUACGAUCCUCUACAGGGACAGGUACUGUUGGACGGCAUUGAAAUACCUAAAUUGAACGUCGCAUGGAUGAGGUCACACAUUGGUCUCGUGGGUCAGGAGCCAGUCCUAUUUGACACAACAAUCCGUGAAAAUAUACGGUACGGUAACGAUAACGUUACAGAGGAGGAGAUGAUCAAAGCAGCAAAGGAAGCGAAUGCACACGACUUCAUCAGUAAACUGCCUGAGGGGUAUGAUAGCCCAGUGGGUGAACGUGGCUCACAACUAUCAGGCGGACAAAAGCAAAGAAUAGCUAUAGCACGUGCUUUAGUCAGACGUCCAGCGAUUCUCCUGCUUGAUGAGGCAACAUCUGCUUUAGAUCUCCACAGUGAGGCAACUGUACAACGCGCCCUGGAUGCUGCAUCCAAAGGAAGAACAACGGUCAUUGUAACCCAUCGCCUCUCAACAAUCACCAAUGCCGACAGAAUCGUAUUCAUAAAGGACGGACAGGUAGCUGAGAUGGGAACUCACGAGGAACUACUCGCACUUGGAAAUCAUUAUCACGCCUUGGUAUCAGCUGAUGCCAGUGCUACUGCCAGAGCAAAAGCCACAGCAUCGGCCGUGAAAACUGUGACAGCGACAAAACCGAAGCCGAAGCCACCGUUGAAGAAGCAAUUUUCCACCCUCUCGAUGCACUCACAUCGUCUCUCCCUGGCGGGUGGAUCGACAACGUCUGAAGAGGAACUUGAGGAGCAUGAGAAGCCAUACGAUGCACCGACAUUGAGAAUAUUUGGCCUGAACAAACCCGAGUGGCCAUACAACGUAAUUGGUUGUCUGGCAGCUGCUGUGGUUGGUGCCUCGUUCCCAGCAUUUGCGGUGUUAUUCGGUAAAGUCUAUGAGGUAUUAGGUCUACCCGAUGACGACGAGAUACGCGAUGAAACCAUAAACUUCUCGAUUCUCUUCAUUGUGGUUGGGAUAAUAACGGGAGUUGGUACUUUCCUACAAAUGUACAUGUUCGGUCUUGCGGGUGUGAGGAUGACCACGAGAUUGAGGAGUAUAACGUUUGCGGCAAUGUUGAAACAGGAGAUGGGCUGGUUCGAUGAGGAUGCAAACAGUGUGGGUGCACUAUGCGCUAGAUUAUCAUCGGAUGCUGCUGCUGUUCAAGGUGCUACUGGUAGCAGAAUUGGAUCGAUUCUUCAAGCAAUGUCGACACUCGUUCUGGGCGUUGGUUUGUCACUGUACUUCACUUGGAAGAUGACACUUGUGUCAAUCGUAUCGAUACCACUUGUACUGGGUGCUGUAUUUAUGGAGGCGAGGAUAAUGGGUGGUCAGGGUAUGGAGGAGAAGAAAAAAAUGGAGUGCGCUACGAGAAUUGCCAUCGAGGCUAUAUCAAAUAUACGUACGGUGGCCAGUUUGGGUAAAGAGGGAGCUUUUCUCGAUCGUUAUUGUGUGGAACUUGGAAAAGUUGCUGCGGCAACUAGAACACGAAAUCGUCUACGCGGUUUGGUGUUCUCGUGCGGUCAGACUAUACCGUAUUUUGGGUAUGCACUGAGUCUGUAUUACGGUGGUUAUCUUGUGGCUAGAGAGGGAUUACCGUAUAAAGACGUGAUCACGGUAUCCGAGGCACUGAUCUUCGGCUCGUGGAUGCUUGGUCAGGCACUUGCUUUUGCUCCUAAUUUCAAUACAGCUAAGAUAUCCGCUGGUAGGAUAUUUCGUCUAUUGGAUCGAGUGCCGGAGAUCAUGACACCACCGGAAUUGGAUGACAGGGAUAAGGAUUGGAAGGCUGAUGGUCUCAUACAAUUUUCCAAAGUUGAAUUUCAUUAUCCAACGCGCGUUGAGAGCCAGAUCCUUCGUGGGCUCAAUUUAAUCGUUAAACCUGGACAAAUGGUUGCAUUGGUGGGCCAGAGUGGGUGUGGUAAAUCAACCUGCAUUCAGUUACUUCAACGACUUUAUGAUCCAGUAUCGGGUACUGUUACGAUGGAUAGACGUGACAUUUCAUCGGUAUCGCUUUCUGCGUUGAGGGCACAACUCGGUGUUGUGGGACAAGAGCCGGUAUUGUUCGAUCGUACUAUCGCGGAAAAUAUUGCUUAUGGAGACAAUAAUCGUUUUGUGGGAAUGGAGGAGAUCAUGGAAGCCGCCAAGAAAUCCAAUAUACAUACUUUUGUCAGCUCUCUACCUUUGGGAUAUGAUACGAGACUGGGUAGCAAAGGUACUCAAUUGUCAGGUGGUCAGAAACAACGUAUAGCAAUAGCACGUGCUCUCGUCAGAAAUCCACGUAUACUUCUUCUGGAUGAAGCAACAUCAGCCCUCGAUACUCAGAGUGAAAAAGUCGUGCAAGCGGCGCUAGAUAAGGCUAUGGAGGGUAGAACUUGCAUCACUAUAGCUCAUCGUCUUGCCACCAUAAGAAACGCAGACGUGAUUUGCGUUUUUGAAAAGGGUACAGUAGCUGAGAUGGGUACACACGAUGACCUCAUUGCAGCUGAUGGCCUCUACGCUCACCUUCACGCUCUCCAGGAAGCAGCCAUGGAAUAAAUGACAAAAUUAUCGGAUUCCCGGAGUAUUUUUUUUUUCUCCUCGUUUUAGAUUUUUUUUUUGUUCGUAUUCUCUAGUGGAGGGAGACAAUGCUAUGAAAAUGGAGGUAGAAUAUUUCUCCGAAGGUGCUAGAGAUCACGCAUUUAAGUUGUACGUGUAGUUUCGUGGCUGAUAAAUCGUACCAACCCUCGGGAAUUUGAGAAUCUAUUUGGGUCUAAUAAUAAUAUUUUUUUUUUCUCUCAUCUCAGCUCAGUUCUAUACUCAAUUCACAGAGAUUUGGCACAUGCGCCAGGAUUUUAUGAUCUUUUUUUUUAAUGUUAGAGUAGGGAGAGCAUGAGCUUCGCGUGGAUUGAUAGAUUGCCUGAUCACACGUAGACUCGUACUACUCGAUCGUUAUUAUAACUAGGUAUUUUUAUUUAGUUGAAGUCGUAGAUGUGCGAGUACUUUCUGCCGUUGGAAAUGUCAAGCGCAAAGAUUGAUCUUGAGAGAAUUUAUUUUCGUAUAGAAUUUUUUUGUAAGUAAAUUAUUCAGUGUUUUUCCUUCACGUACUGUCCUCCAUUAUCCAAUGGUGUACCAUUCGGUUAGUUAUAAAUCGUUUAUCUUUAAGAUUGAGUAGAUGGUUUUAGAGAUGAAAUAAUAGAGCUGUCUGAAGUGAAACUGUCCAAGUGAAUUAUAACGUUUCAUUAUUGAAUACACAAAAAUAACGCAGUUAGUGUCAAAUUUUCUACUAAUGCAAUGUCAUUAUUUUCGUAGAGUUGUAAUCAUUCUAUUCCAUAUCGUUUCAAUCAUUCAUAUUCUUUCCCUGAUGUAUGGUCAAUUUCGUGACGUAUUUUUGUUCUAUCAGGGCACAGUGUACACUAACUAACUUCCUGUGAAAAAAAAUCGCACACACUCCCGUCAUUAUCGAUGAAAUAAUGUUUAACGCAGUUUUUAUUUCUCCGCUUAUUGCAUGUACAACGAUAAUUAGAUACCCGGUCGCUCGUCAUGGUGGGGUAAUCUACUUAUUGGUUGACGUAAAAAAGGACCGCAGAGGGAUGAAAAAAAAAUAUGUCUGGCGGGGUGAAAUCUUUCUUGUUAGCUCUCGUUUAACGAGGCAUGUGGAGCCUCCGCAAAAACUCGAGUGUCUUUCUAGCGAGAUUUUUUUUACAAAUCUCCAAAUUGCGACAAUCUUUUUGUCCUCUGCAUCCGUGAGAACGCGAGGGAGAUAUAAUUGUAGUUGAAUUUUUUUAUUGAAUAUGUGGUGGAAGAUAAUACUGCGCCGGUUUGUCCAGGGAAUUUUGAUAUCUUGUACUGGAGAGGUACGAAGUUUAAGAAAAAAUUGAGGCAAAUAACUUAAUAACAAUAGUUGAUGGCCCAUCUAUUUUAUAGGAGAGAAUAAUUAAUUCGGUGGCUAAAUAAUUUUAUGGAAAUUCUACGGGGAAUCCCCGAGUAUUUCACUGAUUUUUAUGAACAAAUAUAUAAAUUUCCUAUUCAAUUUUCUAGAGGCAUCUCAUUUUGAGGAUCGUGUCAUAUAAUAAGAUUAGAAACUGCCUUUAGCAGUUUAUUUUCGGCCGAUGACAAUACAUCUGUAUAGAUAGACGUAUGUUAAAUGACAAUGACAAUUCUUGAGAAACAUACUCUUAUAAAUUAUCGCUAGGCUAUCAAUUAUAGACCGGGUAGGUAAAUGUUACUUAAAAUGUUGCAGACAUUGACGCGUGGUCUAACUUAGCAGUUCAGUGAUACUAGAUAUACAUGAACGAGUAUUACUUUUUGUGUUUUUUUUUUGUUCAGUGAUGAUGAGAGAGAUGAACAAAUAUUGGAAUCAAUGUAAUCCGCCAUGUACCAACUUAUGAGCAUGAAAAAAUAAACCGUUUUAAUGCGAAA